Babesia bigemina is the source of this 1632-nucleotide messenger RNA. RefSeq names its product WD-REPEAT PROTEIN BING4, putative or Probable U3 small nucleolar RNA-associated protein 7. The coding region runs from base 1 to 1632 and encodes 543 amino acids. Gene Ontology annotation, biological process: maturation of SSU-rRNA from tricistronic rRNA transcript (SSU-rRNA, 5.8S rRNA, LSU-rRNA). NCBI's taxonomy places the organism in Eukaryota, Apicomplexa, Aconoidasida, Piroplasmida, Babesiidae. Gene Ontology annotation, molecular function: protein binding. The transcript is spliced from 2 exons. Gene Ontology annotation, cellular component: 90S preribosome; nucleolus; small-subunit processome. The record is from RefSeq and is a predicted model, not a curated record.
AUGGCGGCUGAAGUGCGGGAUACCAAGGUCUUCCACGCCAAAUUCUUCGGUGGAAAGGCUGAGAAGUUCAAGCAGGCGCAGGCACAGCGCAACGUGCAGAAGUACAAGAAGGUGCAUAAGACUGCCAAAGCCGAGGCUGACGCCACCUCCGUGCUCCUGCCGAACCAGGCCGGGUUCCUGCAGGUUGGGGAGGAUGAGAAGACCUACAACGUAUCGCAAGCCCAAAUACUCGACGCGGUUGACGUCGGCACCCGGCGUAAGUCGUUUUCACUGCAGCUGCAGCACGGCCCCUACCGCUGCGACUACACCCGUGACGGCCGUUACAUGCUCCUCGGAGGCGAAAAGGGGCAGCUGGCGCUGUUCGACGCCAUCGACAUGAAGCCGUGCUUCGACAUCUCCGUGAAGCAGACGAUCCGCGACAUCCAGCUGCUCGACAACCACGAGCUGCUGGCCGUCGCGCAGAAGAAGUACGUGCACGUGUACGACAACAACGGCGUGGAGGUGUACUGCCUGCGCGACCUCGGGCUGACGUACCAGCUGGAGUACAUGGCGCCCUUCUGGCUGAUGGCCGCCAUCGGCGAGUUCGGCGAGCUGAGCUGGCAGGACAUCACGAGCGGCGAGGUGGUCGCGCGGUACAAGACGCGCAAGGGGCCGUGCAAGGUGAUGCGGCACAACAAGGACAACGGCGUGAUCCACCUUGGACACACGUCGGGCGUGGUCACCCUGUGGACGCCCAACGAGGGCCGCCCCGGAGUUGAGAUGCUCGCCCACAAGGGCCCCGUGGUCUCCAUGGCCGUGCACAACCACUACAUGGCCACGUCGGGGUUCGACGGGUUCUGGAACGUGUGGGACCUCCGCAACUACAGCAAGGCCGUUAGCCGACAGUUCACCGGCCGCACCCCCCCGGAGGCGAUGGCGGUGAGCCAGACCGGAAUCCUGGCCAUGGCCAUAGGCGGCCGAGUGGAGUACUACCGCGACGCAUUCUCGCGCGUCGGCGGCGCUGAAUCCAGCCUGUACCUGAAGCACCAGUUCCCAGCCGAGUCGGCACGGGACAUCAAGUUCCAGCCGUUCGAAGAUGUGUGCGCCGUCGGCACCACCACCGGAGUGUCCACGCUGCUGGUGCCGGGCGCCGGCAUCGCAAACUUCGACGCGUUCGCGCCGAACCCGUACGAGCCGAGCUCGAAGAAACAGGUGCAGCGCAUGCUCGACAAGAUCCCGUACGACACCAUCACGGUCAAGAACGUGGAGAUCGGCGCGUACAACCGCGACUACACUGCCGCUGAAAGUGAGGAGGGUGCUUCCGCCCCCGCGGCAACCGUGGACAGCGGCGGCGAGAUCCUGAAGAACACGCGCAAGAAGAGGCGAUCGAUGAAGGCCAAAACGGCGUCUAAGGUAGGCAGCAUAGGUGCUAGUGAUAACAGUCAUCAGGUUGCGGCGUACGAGCGCACCUUCCAGCGACGCCAGCAGGCCGCCCGGGACCGGCUGCGCAACCUGCGGAAGCAGAAGGUGGCCGGGCAGGAGGCGAAGCAGCACAUUAUAGAUGCCAUGACCUUCGAGGAUUCCACUGGCGAGCGCCGCGUGCGCGGCUCUGUGCGCGGUGCGGCGCUGUCGCGUUUCGCCAAGAAGCAGUGA